AUGAAUAAUUCUGAUAAUGAAAAUCUCAUUGAAAAUUUUGAAGAUGAUUAAUAAGUUUAUACAAAUUAAUUAGCAACUUUGGAUUUUAAUUAAGAUAGACAAGGUUAAGUUCCAAUAUAACAUCGAUUUUCAUCAACAAAAUUUAGAGAAAGACUGUCUUCAAUAGAUCCUUUAGAAUGGGCUAAAAAUAUAAAAAUGCCUGAAAAUAAUUACUAUGCUUAUCCAUGUAGUUAUGAUUAAGCCGAAUUACAUAGAUAAAGUCAUUACAUCUAACCAGAUUAAGAUUUUCUAGAUAAAACAUAAGCUACGGAAUGUCCGUGUUGCAAGUAUGAUUAUUAUAUGAUUAUUUAUAAAGUAAACCAUUGAAUCGAAAACGAAUAAAUUUCCUUACAGUGAACAUUUGGUAAUUAUUGGUGAAAGAUUAUGGUAUUGCAGCACCACUAUAUUUUACAUUUCUCAAAUUUUAAAUGAUUCUCUUUAUCAUUUUAUUUUGUGUAUAUGGAAUUUUCUUUAUUAAAGAAGUUAAUGAAACUUGUAAUGAUUUGUAAAAUGGAGUCGAAAUAUGUUUAACAAACAUCAAUUAGCAAUUAUCACAGGAGUACAAAGAUGCUUGUGAUUUGAAUACAAUAUAUAUGUUUGUAGCAAUAGAUCCAUUUUUAUCAUAGAUUUAAUGUUCAGCUGAAUAAGAUAUUAAGAAUGGUGGAAGUGGAUUUAAAUAGACUUACAUUUAAGUAGCAGCUUUUUUUAUCUUUUUAAUGAACAUACUAUUACCAUUCGAAUAUGAGAUAAUUAUUAGAUACAAAUAAAUUAAAUAUUGGGAUAUAGAACCAGUAAAUCAUGUAACAGAAAAUAAAAAGUCUGUUUAUGUUAGACAUUUACCAUAUAAGAUGACAGCUGAAGAGAUUUCUUAAACAAUUUGUAAGGCUAUUGCAAUGAACACUUUUGAUUAAGUUGCUAAAAAAUCAGUUUUGUUUGAAAAUAAAAAUUCAAUUUAAGAAUUAGUAUAUAUUUAUGAUAUUCAUGAAAUAAAUGAGAUGAAUAUUGAUAGAGAGAAUUCUUUACUUGAUUUUAUGAUUACUUUAGAAUAGAUGAAAGAAUUAAAGGAAACAGGGAUGAUUACUACAUAUACUGAUAAAUAAAUUAAAACAUAUAAAUCAUUCACUUUAGAGAUGCUUGAUCAGAUGUUUAAAUAACAAUUAAAAGAUAUUAUGUUUAAAACAUAAAAGAUUAAAUCUUAUUUAAAGAAUGGACUCCCAUAUACAAACAAAGUUAUUAUUAAAUUUGAAUCAAAAGAAUAACGAGAUGCUGCAUAUUUACAUUAUAGAAGAAAGUGGUAUUAGAAUGUAUAAACUAUUUAUAUAUCCUUAGUUGCUUAUUAGAUAUGAAGUAAUGAAAGAGUAAAAUAAAUUGAAAAAACAAUAAAAAAGUUAAGUGUCUGAUUUGACAUCUUUAUAUUCUGAUAGUAGAACGGUUUCUGUAGAUGAUUUAUAAAUUCAAUCAUAACCUGAAUAAUAAGCAAGAGUGAGUUUAUUCAAUUAAAAUACUCAAUUAGCUAAAUAAUAAUAUGAUUAUAGUAAUAAAUAUGUUGAAUAAGUGCAUUAUUAAAUAGGAGUGAAAAGGGGAUUCAGAAUUAAUGGAAUCUUUUGGGAAAAUUUAGGUAUGGAUACAUUUAAAAGAUUAAAAUUUAGACUAAAGGCUAUAUUUACAGCUGCUAUUGCAAGUUUUUUAUUGAUGGGUAGUUUUGAAUUAAUUUAUUUUUAUCAAAACAAUCCACAUUAAACAGAUAGAAAAAAUACUGGAUAAUUAUCAAUAUGGGAAAAAAUAUUAGCUAAUUUCUUAGCUGUUUUGGUGACUUUUUUAUCAAGUUAUACAACUUUAACAAUUUUAGGAUAGAUGGCUAAAAGUAGAAGAAGUACUUUUACUGAAGUCGAAGAAAGUAUUAUGCAUUUUUUUGUUAUUAUUCAAUAUUUUCUAAUUUAAUUCUUUCCUUAUAUAGCUACAUUUGAAAUAUGGGAAGGAAGAAAUAAAAUAGUCGCUUGUUAUGAUUUAGUCACUUUAUCAUUACAUAGAAUAAUAUUUAAAUAAAUAUUUCAUACAUUUCAUAUUAGACACACUAAGUUUUGGUUGAGAAAAAGAAAAGCUUUAAAGAAUUUUAAUCCAAAAAGGUUCUUUUAAGGUUAACUCAAUUAAAUCAUGACUCCAGCAUAUAUUGCUUAAAGAGGAAGAUAAUUUAAUAUGCUUUUUAUAUUGACUACUGCUCUUUGUUUAAUUUACAUAUGUCCUAUGGCUGUUCUAUUUUGUCUUGGAUUUACUAUUUACAUUUAUUUUUGGGAUAAAUAUGCUAUUACACACAAUUAUUAGAUUGAUAAGAGAUUUACUAUUGAUCUAUUUAGUCAUCAAAUUAAAUGUUAUUAAAUUGUUGUUUUACCAUUUAGUGUUUAUCUAUUUCUAAGAUUAUUUUGGAGAUUUAGUUGGGUGAUAUAUUCUGUUUUAAGUGUAGGAAUUAUCAUGAUAUUUAUUAUCAUUUUUAAAAAAGCUAUAGUCAAAUUCAUUAUUUUCAAGAUUUUUAGAUUAAAAAAGAAAAAUCCAUAAACUGAAUUUAAAGAAUAAUCCUUCUUUAAAAGUUAUAAUAAGUUUUUUGAAAGUAUAUAAAUAAUUCCAUUUUUAGAUCUUAGAAUUGAAUAGUUAACUGAUAUUUUGGUUACAAUAUUUAGAAACAAUGAAAAUGAAACCACAAAUAAAGAAUCGACUGAAUGA
This is a messenger RNA of Paramecium sonneborni, 2757 nucleotides long. The record is from the annotation of a GenBank genome assembly. NCBI's taxonomy places the organism in Eukaryota, Ciliophora, Oligohymenophorea, Peniculida, Parameciidae.